AUGAAACGCAAAUCUUCUGAAAUUCAAGAUGCCGAAGACAGAGUUUCGCAGUUAUUGUUUCAUAAAACAAAGAAAUUCGUAGAAAAUUUACAUACGACGGCGGAAGAAAAAGAUGUUAGUUUAGACCUGAAACCAGCAUGGGUUGAUGAAGAUGAUGAAAACUUUGGAGCAAAUAUUAUACCGAACAUUAAAAGUACAGGUCUUUACACUGAAAAACUAAAGCAAAAAUAUGAAACCUUAAUGGGCACUCCAAGUUGGGCUACUUUGAAUAAUAAGGCUAAAACAGACGAAGAAGAUGAUGAAAUAUUGAGAACUGUAGGACAUUUACACAAGAAGAAAGUAACCCACUUACCCAAAGAUUUCUUAGAGAUAAAGAAAUUCCCGUUGAUCAAUGCUGCAACUAAAAACGAGGGACCUAUUGUAUCUUGUGUUGAAUUUCAUCCUAAAGUAAGUGCUGCUCUUGUAGCUGGCCAUUCAGGUGCAGUUUCAUUGUUUUCUAUUGGUACAGAUGUAAAUAACAAACUACACAACUUUACUCUUAAAAAGUGGCGUAUAAGUGCAGCUCAAUUUUCACCAGAUGGAUCAGAAGCAUUUAUUGCUUCUAAAAACAACCACACUUACUGUGUAUAUAAUCUUGUUAAAGCUGAACCUAAAUUGGUUCAGUUGCCUCGUGCAGUCAAGAAACCUGCAAUUUUUAAAUUGUCAAAUGAUGGUAAAUAUUUGGCAACUUCUGAUGGCUUUGAAGAAGUAUACCUGAUAUGUGCUGCAUCCAAAGAGCUGUUGAAAUCUCUGAAACAUAACAGUAACGUAGCAUCAUUAGCAUUUAGUCAUGAUUGCACACAGUUGUACUGUUACGGAGUUGAAGGACAAAUCACAAUAUGGGAUCUGUCCACACUCAGACCUUUAAAGAAAUUCUAUGACCAUGGAUGUGUAACAGCAUCUUGUCUUUCUUUAAGCAAAUGUGGUAAGUUGUUAGCUACAGGCAGUGGAGAAGGUAUUGUCAACAUUUAUCAAACUGAGAACUUAAAUGUACCUGAACCCGUUCCAUCGAAAGUAAUUUCUCACUUAACAACCAAAAUAACAAAUCUAAAUUUUAAUUCCACUACAGAAAUACUUUCAGCAUCUUCUGCAUAUUAUCCAAAUGCUGUGAAACUUGUUCAUAUUCCAUCUUACCAUGUUUUUGUUAAUUUCCCAUGCCCAAAAUUGAACCACCAUCAAAUUGACACUGUAAAUUUUUCCCCUAAUAGUGGUUACAUGGCACUCGGAAACAAUAAAGGAAGUGCAUUUUUGUAUAGACUUAAGUAUUAUAAAAAUUAUUAA
Messenger RNA from Spodoptera littoralis (African cotton leafworm), 1320 nucleotides. The record is from the annotation of a GenBank genome assembly. NCBI's taxonomy places the organism in Eukaryota, Metazoa, Arthropoda, Insecta, Lepidoptera, Noctuidae.